Messenger RNA from Penicillium pulvis, 669 nucleotides. RefSeq lists its product as uncharacterized. The coding region runs from base 1 to 669 and encodes 222 amino acids. NCBI's taxonomy places the organism in Eukaryota, Fungi, Ascomycota, Eurotiomycetes, Eurotiales, Aspergillaceae. The record is from RefSeq and is a predicted model, not a curated record. The transcript is spliced from 3 exons.
AUGCCAGCCUCUAUUGGAUUGGCUGGAAAGCCAGAAAAGAGCAACAUGUCGUCUCGCUUACUUACUAUGAAGUUCAUGCAACGCGCUGCAGCAACUGCUGCUUCGAAGGAAGCGCAGUCCACGUCAUCAGAUGAGAGCCCACACACCCCCAAGCGCCAACGCAAGUCAAUGGAGCACCAAAGCCCUUCGACCCCGCAGGCCGAUCUGGAUGCUAUUGCCGCCGCCAUCGCUGCCGAGGAGCAAAAACGACAAGAGGUUAUUGCGCGACAGGCUGCAGAGGCCGGUGAAACUCACUGGGUGCUGGAUGUACCCGCUGCGAAUUCCCCUCCUCCUCAACCCCAGUCCUACGUUAUGGCGACUGAGUCUCUAGAUAUAGAGGAUGACCUAUCCUUUGGAGGUCGUCGGGGAUUCGGCAACUUCAAACGCAAAGUGCCUGCACAAACUGAAGAGGAGAAAAUUGCUGAACAACUCGAGCAAUUGUCGCCCGAUGAUCCUCGCCGUGCUCAAGCUGAGAAAGCCAUGGCUGAUUUAAAGAGGGCUAAGGCCCAAGAGGCUAGAGCCCCUAAACUGUCUGAAAUCACUAGUAUUUCAGGCGCUGGUGGUAGGCCCCAACUAAUGGGGGCACCCUCAUCAUCAAAGAAGAAGAAGAAGCGCAAGAGCGACCACUAA